This is a messenger RNA of Cricetulus griseus (Chinese hamster), 1486 nucleotides long. Lineage: Eukaryota; Metazoa; Chordata; Mammalia; Rodentia; Cricetidae. The record is from RefSeq and is a predicted model, not a curated record.
CCUGGCCAGGCAGCAGAGCCUGGAGCUUGAUCUCUCUCCCCCACCAGGCCAGGGCAGCUGAUGAUUGUGGCUGAAAUAUCUCAAGGUAGCUGGGCCUGCCCCCUCUUCCCUACCUACCUGUUGUCCUUACCCCCAAACUACCACCACCCUGGCUCCACUCCCUCAUGACCGCCUGGAUCCUCCUUCCUGUCAGCCUGUCAGCAUUCUCCAUCACGGGCAUAUGGACAGUGUAUGCCAUGGCCGUGAUGAACCGCCACGUGUGUCCAGUGGAGAAUUGGUCCUACAAUGAGUCCUGCUCUCCUGACCCUGCUGAACAAGGGGGCCCCAAGACCUGCUGUACCCUUGAUGAUGUUCCCCUCAUCAGCAAGUGUGGAACAUAUCCCCCAGAGAGCUGCCUCUUCAGCCUCAUUGGCAACAUGGGUGCUUUUAUGGUGGCCCUGAUCUGCCUUCUUCGGUAUGGGCAACUCCUGGAGCAGAGCCGGCACUCCUGGAUCAACACCACAGCACUCAUCACAGGCUGCACCAAUGCUGCUGGCCUUGUGGUGGUUGGCAACUUUCAGGUGGACCAUGCCAAGUCUCUACACUACAUCGGAGCUGGUGUGGCCUUCCCCGCUGGGCUGCUCUUUGUGUGCCUGCAAUGUGUUCUCUUCUACCACGGGGCCACCACAACCCUGGACCUGGCUAUGGCCUACCUUCGGAGUGUGCUGGCUGUCAUCGCCUUCAUCACCCUGGUCCUUAGUGGAGUCUUCUUCCUCCAUGAGAGCUCUCAGCUACAGCAUGGGGCUGCCCUGUGUGAAUGGGUGUUUGUCCUCGAUAUCCUCAUUUUCUACGGCACCUUCAGCUAUGAGUUUGGGGCAGUCUCCUCAGACACACUGGUGGCUGCACUGCAGCCUGCCCCUGGCAGGGCCUGUAAGUCCUCUGGGAGCAGCAGCACCUCUACCCACCUCAACUGUGCUCCUGAGAGUAUUGCCAUGAUCUGAGUCUGGAGGGUGGCUGGCCCAGCCUCCGAAGCACCCACACCUUUUACCUUCUUUGCAUUUAUUUUGUACCAAAAACAGUUUUUAGAGAGUAUUGUUGGGAUCUAGGCUUCCUAACUCCUGGAGAAGUGGCCAUCCAACAUCCACCUGUGCCAUAGAGGACGGUCUUGCCAGCUGCCUCUGCUACAUGUCCUGUUCCCCCAGACCAGAGUAGUAUUUUGUGUUAAAGGUCACCGGUCCUCACUUGCCCUGCCAGCCCUUCAGGUGCCUUCUACUCCCAGUGCCAGAGCCAGACCACUGGGGUUUCCUGCUGCAGGAAUUGGGGGCUGGGGCAGCAGGGACCCUUAAGUCUGGAUGAUGGGAGGAGCAUGCCUUAGCCUAAGGGAAAGCCCACCCAGCUGCAUUUGGGUUCUUCACUCUGCCCCUCACUUCCUUUAGGGCAAAUAACACAGCAGAACCACAUGAGUAUUUUAGUACUUUUUUAUAUCUAUUAAAAGAAUUCUAAUUUG